Rhipicephalus microplus (southern cattle tick) is the source of this 1475-nucleotide messenger RNA. RefSeq lists its product as uncharacterized. The record is from RefSeq and is a predicted model, not a curated record. NCBI's taxonomy places the organism in Eukaryota, Metazoa, Arthropoda, Arachnida, Ixodida, Ixodidae.
AUGGCUGCGUUCACUGCUGUGAAGGAACUGCGGUCUAGCAAUGAGCACUCCCAGCAGCAGCAGGCGCACAGCCACAGAAAUCUCCUGUCAGGAGUGUCGACUGGCGGCCACAUUGCUUCAUCUCCAGCUGUGGAGACUACCCCUGCGUCCUCACCGUCGACACUGGCCACUGCCUUCGCGGGAUUGUCGGCACAGCCAAGGCUGAGCCCGAUUUCGAUGUUGUCAGGGCAACAAAAGGGCCACCUGAAUACUGUCUUGGAGUGCACGGAGACAAGCGACAAAGGGAGUGGGACAACUGCACUCUGGGCUCAUCCAGAAGAGUCUCUGAUAACGAAUGCCAGGCAGCCGUCAUUGAUUGAUGGGAAUUUCAGCUGUAUAUUGCCAUCGGUGGCAUUCGGCCAUGAAGAGCUGGAUCGACAGUCCGAACAGCCGCUUUCAGAUUCUCUGCUUUCGUUCAUGAAACACGAGCGAAGCAUUCUGCAGGCUUCCUUGGACGAGGGUGCCGUCCUUUCCAAUAGCUGAGCAAGACAACUGUCGAGUCUGACGGCAGUCUCUGUGUCUUCACUUUUGACAAGCGACACUGUUUUUGACAACUGUUUUAAAUAGUGCGAACCAUUUUACUUCGACCAGCCAACAAAAGGCAGCAGGAGAGGGCCUGCACCAACUCUGGCAAUGUGAAAACCUAUUAACCUGCUCUUUCAGUUGGCAGAGGUUGUCAGUUUUAGUGCUCUGCUUUUUUUUCCUUUUUACAAGAGCUGCUGCAUGCAUGUAGGCUCGUACUUAUGACCGUGCAGUAAAUUAUUGCACCAAAAUUUUUUAUUGUGGACAAAUGGGCUGGCACAAUCUAUAUACUACUCCUUGUCAACUCUGUUUGCAUUGUAUAGAGUUUCACGCUGUAUAGAUCUAGUUUUGUCAUCCUGGUACCCCGGGAGGCUGCAAACAUGACCAGCUUGAUGGGUUUUUAAAAUUUUGGUACAUUAACGAGGUUGUCAGACCUCUUAUCAACCCUUCAGAUGUUGCAUGUAAAAACAACCUGUAUAUAGUCAAAUGUGUGCAUAAUUUCGAGGCUUUCAACAUUUCAUUGCUACGAAAACAUUAUUUAUAUGUCUUGUAACAAUAAAUAUUAAAUAUACAAUAUUUAUUGUCCGGUCCUGCUGUUUUAGAUAAAUAUAAGAAAUUGUAAGCUAGGAAUACAGUGCCUAUUCAUUUUCAGCUUCUUUGUUCAUUUUGAGAAUGAGAAAUUUCACUUCAGACGCUGCUUGUCAGAAAUAGUAGGGCCUUCAGCAAGGCCUUUACAUUGUAACUGGAACACUGCAAAAUGGUGUUUAAUGAUGCAUAUAUGUGUUCUCUUAGCCAUUUGUCAACAUACCUAGCAAGAACAAGUGUACAUAGUUCUGUAUGAAGUGUCUCAAAGGGCUAAGCCACCACAACUGAACUGUUUAACUAUAAAUGAAUAAAUGAUAAAGUUGUCUACA